UUUGCCUCUUCCCUCGCUUUCCGAGAGCCGAAGGGGAUCUCCGCGCGACUUCGAGCUCUUGCAGCAGGAGGAGAAGGCGGAGAUCUAGAACAAAAAUGGCAAGGGGAUUGAAGAAGCAUCUGAAGAGGCUUAAUGCCCCAAAGCAUUGGAUGCUGGACAAGCUUGGUGGUGCCUUUGCCCCCAAGCCAUCUUCUGGCCCUCACAAAGCAAGGGAGUGUUUGCCCCUCAUUCUGAUCUUAAGGAAUAGGUUGAAGUAUGCUCUUACUUACCGUGAAGUCAUUGCAAUUCUGAUGCAAAGACAUGUAAUGGUUGAUGGAAAGGUCAAGACCGACAGGACCUAUCCAGCUGGUUUCAUGGAUGUUGUGUCAAUACCUAAGACUAAUGAGAACUUUCGGCUCCUCUAUGACACCAAGGGGCGAUUCCGUCUCCACUCGGUCAGGGAUGAGGAGGCUAAGUUCAAGCUAUGCAAGGUUCGGUCUGUUCAAUUUGGUCAGAAAGGCAUUCCUUAUCUGAAUACAUACGAUGGCCGCACCAUUCGUUAUCCAGACCCCCUGAUUAAAUCUAACGACACCAUUAAGCUUGAUCUGGAGACUAACAAGAUCGCCGACUUCAUUAAGUUUGAUGUUGGAAAUGUUGUCAUGGUGACUGGUGGAAGGAACAGGGGACGUGUGGGUGUUAUCAAGAACAGGGAGAAGCACAAGGGUAGUUUUGAGACUAUCCACCUCCAAGACGCACUUGGUCACGAGUUUGCAACUCGCAUUGGCAAUGUUUUCACCGUUGGCAAGGGGACAAAGCCAUGGGUUUCUCUUCCCAAAGGCAAGGGUAUCAAGCUCAGCAUCAUCGAGGAGGCUAGGAAACGGCUUGCUGCAUCUGGUACUGCUGCUACUGCCUGAUCAUUUAGCAUGCUUCCAUAUUUUGUCAGGGAUACUCAGAUAUUCUUUGUGGACGUGUAAGGGGGGAUGUUUUGAGUCCUUUUAGUUGAUGGUGUCAAAUUUCCAAAUUUUGUUUGCUUUGAAAUAGGGAUAUCAAGCCUAGUUCUCUUAAAUUCAAUCAACAGCCAGAUGGUGCUUGGUUUUUACUUAUUAAUAUUUGAUUAUAUCUGCUCAUACUUUCAUGACUAUUAAAGUGGUUUCUUGGUUA
Messenger RNA from Phoenix dactylifera (date palm), 1140 nucleotides. Its product is annotated as small ribosomal subunit protein eS4x. Gene Ontology annotation, biological process: translation. Gene Ontology annotation, cellular component: ribosome; cytosolic small ribosomal subunit. NCBI's taxonomy places the organism in Eukaryota, Viridiplantae, Streptophyta, Magnoliopsida, Arecales, Arecaceae. Gene Ontology annotation, molecular function: structural constituent of ribosome; RNA binding. The record is from RefSeq and is a predicted model, not a curated record.